Molecule: messenger RNA, 997 nt
Organism: Saccostrea echinata
Lineage: Eukaryota; Metazoa; Mollusca; Bivalvia; Ostreida; Ostreidae
Exons: 8
Coding region: 74-997 (307 amino acids)
Source: RefSeq, a predicted model, not a curated record
UGUGUUCGUUAAAUCUUGCCCAGGAAGUCAAGAAGAAUGGAAAUAUCGGGCAGCAAGAAAAAAUUGUUCAAAUAUGCCCCAGUCCUGUGUGACAUCAGAGGAAUUUUUAUACCACUGUCUGAUUAAUGAAUUCAUUAAUGAUACACUAGAAGUAUGUGCACCGGAAGCUAUCAUAUUAGGUCAAAACUGUGCAGAAUUCAACAUGCAUGGGGCAGUUAUUCAGGAUAAUCCUUAUGCUAAAUGUAACGACUCAGUUCAACCUUGUCCAUUUAGGUACAGCUCAACAGAGUCCUAUAAAUAUAAAAAAUGUUACGAUUACAUCAAAAGAGAGGUCAACACAACAAGAGACCAAAACAACUGCAGAAGUGAAUUAAAUGUAUGGCUUAUAAUUUCAAUAAUAUUAAUGGUUCUGUACGUUAUAUCUAUAAUUGGAGCUAUACUGCUGUUCAGAUAUAGGGUACCCUGCAUGGAAAAACCAACAGAAUCACCAGAUGACGACAAACAAGGAGUAAAAUUUAGUGACAUUUCAAAGAAAGAUAACGACGCGAAUGACGAGGAGGUCGGACCAAAAACCCCACUUAUCAAAGAUGAACAUACAAAUGAAGAGGGUAAAGAAGGCCCAUCAUCCUCAAAACCUUCUCAACGUCCAACGAGAACUAAAUGGGUAUCAUCGAUUUACAUUGGUGACAAAUAUUGUGGACUGGCCUACUUAAACCCUAAUUCUCCGGAAGAUGUUAUACCCGUUGGAAAUGUCGAAAGAAUCGGUGUUCUCAUGAAUGAAAAGGGGAAAGUAGAGGAAUUUGGAGACAACGCUCGCGAAAAGUAUAUUGAAAAUUGCGAAGGAAGCGACAAAAGUGUGUUUUUAGAUGAACUGGAAAUUGAUAAAAAAGUGACAGAGACUGGAAAGAAAAAAAAUGGAAACAACAAAAAUUUAUCAGGAAAUGAUCCGUUAUUUGCGUCGGAGGAUUUACAAAGAAAUUUCAACAUCGAAAGAUAA